CUCACCAACCCCGACCAGCCAACUCUUCGCUAUAUGUACCCGCCAUUUCUCUUCCGAUAUUCUCAGGGCUCUCUCUUCGUCUCCCUUACUAACUCGAGCCCCAAGAGAAGAAGGUAUACUGAGCACAAUGGCUCUAGCCUACACCUCUGCUAUCUCCACCAAAUCUCUCCUCCAACCCCACUCCGACUCCGCUACCGCUUUCGUCGGCGCCGCUCCCCAACUCCGAUCCGUCAUACCCGCUGGCGGCCGUCCCCGCCUCAUCACCGCCGUCCAUGCGGCGGAUCCUGCCAAGAACCCGACUGUCACCGAGAAGCCAUCUCCGGCAACCACGGUUCUGUCGCCGGCGACUGCGAGGCCGGGAAAGUGGACUCUUGACAGCUGGAAGUCAAAGAAGGCGCUACAGCUUCCGGAGUACCCCAACAAGGAUGAUCUAGAAUCGGUGCUCCACACGAUCGAGAACUUCCCGCCUAUCGUAUUCGCCGGCGAGGCCCGCAAUCUUGAGGAGCGCCUAGGGGAAGCCGCUCUAGGCCGGGCAUUCCUCCUCCAGGGCGGCGAUUGCGCCGAGAGCUUCAAGGAAUUCAACGCCAACAACAUCCGAGAUACCUUCCGCGUUCUCCUUCAGAUGAGUGCCGUCCUUAUGUUUGGCAGCCAGAUGCCGGUCAUCAAGGUGGGAAGAAUGGCGGGCCAAUUUGCGAAGCCGAGGUCGGAUAACUUGGAGGAGAAGGAUGGCGUCAAACUACCAAGCUACAGAGGAGAUAACAUCAAUGGCGAUGCCUUUGAUGAGAAGUCGAGAAUUCCGGAUCCGCACAGGAUGAUCAGAGCUUACUGCCAGUCAGCGGCAACAUUGAAUCUCCUCCGUGCUUUCGCCACCGGAGGCUACGCCGCUAUGCAGAGAAUCACGCAGUGGAACCUCGAUUUCACCGAGCACAGCGAGCAGGGAGACAGGUACAAGGAGUUGGCCCAUCGGGUGGAUGAAGCCCUUGGCUUCAUGUCGGCUUCUGGGCUUACGGUGGACCAUCCCAUCAUGACCACGACAGAGUUUUGGACCUCACAUGAGUGCCUUCUCCUCCCUUACGAGCAGUCCCUCACCCGCAAGGAUUCCACCUCAGGCCUGUACUAUGACUGCUCUGCUCACAUGCUCUGGGUCGGCGAGCGCACCCGCCAGCUCGAUGGUGCCCAUGUGGAGUUCCUUCGUGGUAUCGCGAAUCCUCUUGGCAUUAAGGUUAGUGACAAGAUGGACCCGAAUCAGCUUGUGAAGUUGAUUGAAAUCCUGAACCCAGAAAACAAGCCAGGGAGGAUAACUAUAAUUACAAGGAUGGGAGCUGAGAACAUGAGGGUGAAGCUGCCCCAUCUAAUCAGAGCUGUCCGCGGCGCAGGACAGAUUGUCACCUGGGUCAGCGACCCGAUGCAUGGGAACACCAUCAAGGCGCCCUGCGGCCUUAAGACACGCCCCUUCGACGCUAUUCUGGCGGAGGUUCGAGCAUUCUUUGAUGUGCAUGAACAGGAAGGAAGCCACCCAGGAGGGGUGCACCUGGAGAUGACAGGGCAGAAUGUGACGGAAUGCAUUGGUGGAUCGCGCACUGUAACCUUUGAUGACCUGAGCUCUCGAUACCACACGCAUUGCGACCCUAGGCUAAAUGCCUCGCAAUCACUAGAGCUGGCCUUCAUCGUUGCCGAGCGGCUCAGGAAGCGCAGGAUUGCCACCAAACGCCCUCAGCUUGUUUCCUUGCCUUCCCUGGGGCUCUGAAUUUGGAGGGGAAUUAAGGGUGUUACUUGUGUAGCUCGUUUGAUAUUAUAUAUAUAUGCUUGAUGUAUUGUAAUGCUGUAGUUGAUAUUCAUUCACUUUAAUGUGUAUCUAUAUCUGUGAGCUUGGAUCAACUUGGACUGGAUUCUGAGAAUAGAAUAAGCAGAGUUCGAAUUUCUCUA
Molecule: messenger RNA, 1926 nt
Organism: Dendrobium catenatum
Lineage: Eukaryota; Viridiplantae; Streptophyta; Magnoliopsida; Asparagales; Orchidaceae
Product: phospho-2-dehydro-3-deoxyheptonate aldolase 1, chloroplastic
Exons: 5
Coding region: 128-1747 (539 amino acids)
Biological process (GO): aromatic amino acid biosynthetic process
Molecular function (GO): 3-deoxy-7-phosphoheptulonate synthase activity
Source: RefSeq, a predicted model, not a curated record